GUGGCGCCGCGCCCCCCGCCAUGCGCCAGCCGCAGCCGGCGCGGGACGAGCUCCCGGAGGACUUCUACAUCCCGAUGGCGCUGGAGGCGCCCAACCUGACGGCGCUCAGCCCCUUCCUGGUGCCGCAGACCCACCUGGGCAGCCCGGGGGUCUUCCGGGGGAUGGCGGGGUUCAUGUUCGUGCUGAUCGCGCUGGGGGUGCCCAUCAACAGCCUCACCAUCUUCUGCACCGCCAAGUACAAGAAGCUGCGCUCGCACCUCAACUACAUCCUGGUCAACCUGGCGGUCUCCAACCUGCUCGUCAUCUGCGUCGGCUCCACCACCGCCUUCUACAGCUUCUCCCAGAUGUACUUCGCCCUGGGGCCCACCGCCUGCAAGAUCGAGGGCUUCGCCGCCACCCUGGGAGGUAGCGGGGGCGCGGGGGGGACGCGGGGAC
Messenger RNA from Oxyura jamaicensis (ruddy duck), 435 nucleotides. RefSeq names its product blue-sensitive opsin-like. Gene Ontology annotation, biological process: G protein-coupled receptor signaling pathway. Lineage: Eukaryota; Metazoa; Chordata; Aves; Anseriformes; Anatidae. Gene Ontology annotation, molecular function: G protein-coupled receptor activity. The transcript has a single exon. The record is from RefSeq and is a predicted model, not a curated record. The annotation marks the transcript as partial. Gene Ontology annotation, cellular component: membrane; photoreceptor outer segment.